Messenger RNA from Diabrotica balteata, 621 nucleotides. Lineage: Eukaryota; Metazoa; Arthropoda; Insecta; Coleoptera; Chrysomelidae. The record is from the annotation of a GenBank genome assembly.
AUGAACUUUAAGUUUACCAUUCAAGAUUUGGUUGCAAAAAACAGAACUUCUAUACAAAAUAUUAAUAUUAUUAAACAGUGGUUGCCCACAACUAUUGAAUCAUAUAUUCCACCUUCAAUUCACGAUGAGCUGAUUGCUCUCUUUUUAAUGUCACGGAAUAACGACAUCGAUCUAACUAAAGACUGUAUAAGGUCACAUUAUGGCUUAAGAUAUGAGGCACCUGAAAUGUUUGAUGACAGAAAUCUUGAAAGAAUAGAUGUUCAAAUGGCGCUUAACACAUUGAGACUUGUGAGCAUUCCAAGAAGAACAGAAGAUAACUAUCUUGUUCUAUACGCUAGUGUCAGGGACACUGAUUUUUUUAGCUUUGAACUGCAUCCUAUCAUGAAAGCAUCAUUGAUGCUCUUUGAUAUCGAACAUCACACCAACCCUCCCGAUGGAAUACACAUGCAUCCGGUGGGAUGGAACGUGGAAGAAGUGUUCCCAAAAAGUUGUUUGCCCAAGGAAGUGGGAGGAGAGCUGGAGUCAGAAGAUGAACUUAACAGAAACACAUUGAUGUUGUAUAAAGAAAGGGAGGCGUACUGGAAAGAAGAAGAAAGGCUAAGAAAAACGAUUUCUAAAUAA